CGAUCACUGAGACUUGCCUAUCUGGGUUUGGGGAUGAUCGAACUUGAUCUGUUUCGGACAAAGUCAAUGAUCCAUGAUCGACGAGGCGUUUUUGGCGUGGGCCGUGGAUACGAAGGAAAUUGCUCAAGUUGGUCGUGAUCGUAAAGAGGGGUUUGUGAGUGUUCAGCUUCGACAAGAUGAAGUUUCUCUGUCUGCACGGUGCCAUUGGCAAUACCGAGAAUUUCAGCAUCCAGCUGCAGCCACUGGAAAAGGAGCUGGCCGCUCACAAUGUAGCAUCCUUCCAGUACAUCAAUGGCCCAUGCGUCGUUGAUCCACCAGAAGGUUUCGAACAAUACUUCGGUGCCGGCCCUCAUUAUCGUUGGUUCGAUGAUGGCGGUGCGGCCGAACAGAGCAUGAUCACUCGAAUUCGCAAACUUCCCAAUGGCGAGACACCCGAAGAUGUCAUUCGGGCAUCAGCUUCUUCGAGCAACAUGACCACCAUGGAGUGGCGCAAUAAGACUCAGUUGCUAGAUCUCAUUUACGAGACACUGGAAAACGAUCCAGAAAUCCAGGGUGUCAUAGGGUACAGCGAGGGCGCCGGGUUCGCGGCGUCAUUGGUCCUCGAUGAGAUGGAUCGAUUCCAGAGAGAAGGCCGACCACGAAGGCUGAAAUGUGCGAUGUUCAUUACUGGAUGGCCACCAAUUGGACCAAGCGGAGGCAUCGUGCUUUCUGAUGAGACUGACCUGAAGCUGGACAUUCCUACCUUGCAUGUGAUUGGAGCAUCAGAUCCGUACAAGGUCGGUGCGAUCGCAUUGUUCAAUGUGUGCAACCCAGAUACAGCAAUGCUGUUUGAUACUGGCAAAGGACACACGAUCCCCCGAGCUGGCCUUGUGCUGCAAGAAUGGAGAGAGGCGUUCGAGGAGACAAUCGCAAUCGCUGAAAGAAACUGAGAAAAGGUGAUAUGCUUUCGACGACGGCGUUGAUCUACCUUUGUGCUCCCUUCCAGCCUGCACGCUCCAAGCCACUCAGGACCACUUCGUCCGGCGCAACUUGAGCAACAGCAUGGAGCUACAUUGCCACCGAAGCCCUGUAGAAUUCUGAGCAGCCGAUUCAAAUGCGCAACUCUCCAACUUUCCGUGCAGCCUUCGCAGCACACCUUCCGCCCGAUUAGCU
Zymoseptoria tritici IPO323 is the source of this 1152-nucleotide messenger RNA. RefSeq lists its product as uncharacterized. The coding region runs from base 177 to 929 and encodes 250 amino acids. The transcript is spliced from 6 exons. NCBI's taxonomy places the organism in Eukaryota, Fungi, Ascomycota, Dothideomycetes, Mycosphaerellales, Mycosphaerellaceae. The record is from RefSeq and is a predicted model, not a curated record. Gene Ontology annotation, cellular component: cytoplasm; nucleus.